UGCUAUGGGUAGCCCCCAAUGUCGGUUCGCUGAUCACACCCCCACUCCUGUUCCUAAACCCUCUGAAAGCACUCGCUGAAGGACCACUAUGCAAACAUCAUCUUAUGCUUUGGAGUGCUUUGAUGAUUACUGUUAUUGCGUGGAAAUGCGAACCUCCCUAACGUUGUAAAAAGGAGUUGGAGAGGUGAACACAUAAAAAACAAACAGACGAAGACCGGUUGGAUCCAACUGUUAUCACCGCUGGAAUCGGACCCAGCACCCAGCCCUGAGAAACCCCACAACGCAGCCUAGAGGAAGAGGACCUAGCUUCCCCAGUGCUGACACAGAGCUGUUGGAAAUCUACAAAGAUGCCUGAGGUUCGGGAUCUUUCUGAUGCUUUGCCAGAGAUGCCAAUGGAUCCAAUUACAGGGGUUGGCGUAGUGGCCUCCAGGAACAGGGCACCCAGUGGAUAUGAUGUGGUCUCAACAACAACAGAUGGCCUAGAUGCUGACCUAUGGAAAGAUGGCCUAUUUAAAUCCAAGGUGACCCGCUACCUCUGUUUUACCAGGGUCUUCUCUAAAGAAAAUAGCCAUUUAGGCAACGUUCUUGUGGACAUGAAGCUUAUAGAUAUAAAGGACACUCUGCCUGUGGGUUUCAUCCCGAUCCAGGAGACAGUUGACACUCAGGAACAAGCUUUCAGGAAGAGGCGUCUCUGCAUUAAGUUUAUUCCGCGGGACUCCACAGAGGCAGCCAUUUGUGACAUCCGAAUCCUGGGACGCUCCAAACAGGCCCCCCCUCAGUAUACCUUUAUAGGAGAGCUCAACAACAUGGGAAUCUGGUAUCGCAUGGGGAACGUACCUCGAACCCAGGAUUCAACGCAUACACCAACCACCAACAAUAUCCAGAAUGUGAAUUUCUCCUCCAGCUCAGCCCCAGUCCCAGCAGCUCCUAUGCCCAAGCAUAUUUCCAUGACCCUACCGGCUAGCUUCAGAGGGAAAAACACGACCAGACCAGAUUAUGAGCACCAGAACUCUAGCCUGUAUGCUAUCUCAGCAAUGGAUGGAGUGCCUUUCAUGAUAUCUGAGAAGUUUGCCUGUGCCUCGUCUGAUCUGCAGCAGGUGGAUCUGAUGAACAUCACGAUUAAGUCCCUGACUGAGAUCGAGAAAGAGAUGCUCCACUGGUUUGUGUUGAAGAAUGUGGUUCCACAGUGUGUCCACCAGAGUAUGAUUACAGUUUCCGCACAGAGCACAGCGCAGCAGCUCGCCUCCCUCCCAGUCCAACAAGGACCUCUCUGAGCUCUGAGGCCUGACUACCGAUUACCACUCUCGCCUCCCGAUGACAGCAAGUGAGACCUGUACACAACUACUGAACUACCUACAGGAAACAGUUACAUCCAAACUGUCCAAACAACUGUACUCAAAAGACAGAAGAAAAAAAAGAUGAUUUCUGGAACGUGUUUUUUCUGUAUAAGUUGUGCUUUGAAAUCAAGGAAACUGAAACACAAAGAUACGAGGAGAGCAUUGAGGGGCUCUGGAGGUGUGCCUGAGACAUCUAUAUACAACAUUGAUGAGAUGGAUUUAAAAAUGGUCCAUUGGACGUUUUUGCAGAAGGAUAUUGAAAUGGAGAAUCUUAAAUGAUUUUAAAAUACAUUUUUCUAAAAAGAAUGAUGAAUUGCUGGUCCCAUGUAAUACAAAACACCACAGCCCUCUUGAAGAUCCAAGGAUACUUUGCCGUGCUGGAUGGCACUUGUCUGGCCUUUAGUGUCCAAAAUGUUCUGAUUCUCAAAGCAGAUAGCAUGUUAGCCUUCCUUAGUCGAGGGUAACCUGCUGCAUUCAGGAGGGUGACUCAUCCCAGCUCAUCUAUUGGAAAUAUAAAAGGAAUCUUUGUGGAAUUUUUUCAUGCUUGUACUGAUCUUCUUUGUAGGUAAUUAUCUCCUUGUUCUUAAGAUGUUUCUGUGAUAUACUUGUGUAGCUGUGAGUGCACUUUGUGUUUGGAAAUUUUAGUGUGCUUCCUGUUUCCACAGAUACUAUGUAAACCACUCCAGUCUCUACAUGAGCCGGCAACGUUGGCUGGAUUUAGAACCACUGUUAGUGUUUAAAAGUAAGAAACCAGGACACAGGUUACACUGCACUGUUAGUAGGAUUCUGUGAACCAUAUUUAAUGUAUUGUCUACUGUUGUUGCUGAAAGAUUUUUGCAGGUGACAAAACAAUACUUUUUACCCAAUACAUUACUUUGAAUUCAUUUGAUUGUUUUAACAUUUGAACAUUUAAAAAAUGAAAAAAAAUGUAUGAAACACAUGCUCACACAAUGUCCUUCACAUCGUCAUAUUUAUCCAAUUUGUAUACCAGCAGAAGAGCUGUGACCUAGCUACAUAGAUCUCUUAAUCUCUCUUUUCAAACUUGUAAUAAGAGUACUAGAUGUAACUAUGUCGGGAACUUUGAAUUCUGGUUUAAUCAGUCUAAUUGAUUUUUUAAUAGAGGACAACCCUUCACAGCUGUGAAUACUUUUUUUUUUAAAAACAUGAUACCAUUUUGUUCUUGACAGUUACUGAUUGACUGUGCCUUUGACACAAUUCAGUCAGCAACAAAGUAGCACGAAAGUUCUGUUAACCAUAUAUAUACAUUCCUCCCCAUUUUUUGUUACUUUUCUAAGAACAGUGUUAAAAAGACAACACCUCAUACGUGAUCAAGCAAAAGUGCUGUUCUUAUUUGAUUGAAGUGGUUAGAUAAGAAAAAUGUGGUAGAUCUUUGUUUCAGUUUGGUCGAAACCUUUGUAAACUUCCUUGUGUUUUUAAUGAGCAAGAAUCAUUUUAGAAAUAUAUAUAUUUUUUUUAACUCAUUUGACAUGUGAAGACCACUACCCACUCAGGUCCACCACAACUUAUUUCAAAUGAGACUGACGGGACAAGUGCUAGCUCUGAGUGAACACUGCACCAGACUUCAUUGUCACUUGUUCACAGUCAGUGUUAUCCCACAACACACAAAUAAUGCAUAUUAGUAUUGGUGGCUCAUAAGCUUCAUCUAUAAGUCUCUUCAACCUGCAGCUUUUUUAUAUGUUUAUCAUUUUAGUUGAAGGAGUCUAUUUUCACAUCUGUCUUCUCUGCUUCUCCUGGUGCUUCUGGUAACUGAGAAUAUAGACUUUCUAUUAAGAAUUUGCUCAAGACAUUGUUUCUCGAAUUUAACCCCAGUUUUUUUUAAUAGUUUUUAAGCUAUAGUCAGUAAAUCUAAAAAAAACUUUAACACUCCAGAGGUUUCAAUGUAAGACCUGUCAGUUGCUGAAUCAUCUCCAUUAAUUGGCAGGCUUUUAAUUUGUUCGAAAAAACAUCUGUGAUGAGCUAAAGAUGACUGUUACAUAUCAGCAUAAAGGUCCAUCUUGACCUUAAGUACUAUUGUUAAAAAACUAUCUCAGAAUCUAGUCAUGUAUUUAUUGAGGUAUUAAUCUUAAAUUCUCUUCAUGUCUGUGUUUGAGUGGCACUUUUUUUUAUGGUAAUACAGUAUUGUACAAAGCAGCACCAAUGACUAGUGUUUUAUUUUUUUAUUUUUCUUUGUUCACUCCAUUUGCUACAUGAGACAGAUGUUUACAAGAAAGUACUAUUUUUCCUUUUUUGCCACUAGUGUCUGCAAUAUUAUCCAUUCAUAAAAAAAUGGAUUCGUUCCUUUAUAUUUUUGUUUGAUUAAUGUAUUAGUCAUUUCAGUGUUGUGACAAAGUUUUCAGAAAUGUAACCAACGCAAUAAGUUUGGAGGAAAAAAAACACAGUUCAUACCUAUGUUACAUUCUCUGUAUAUGAGCUGGCUGCUCUGUGAUAAGCUACACAUGUAAUUUGUCAGCCGUGGUCUUAACUUCCAAUCAGUUCUGCAGAAACAUUUAAUAUCAAACUAAUAUGAUGUCUGCAAUUAUCUUUUGAUUAUGUCAGUUAGUUUGCAUGCAUGAAGUUUAAGCGACAGUUAUUUUUGAAAAGUUUUAAGUUAGAUUUUUGCCUCAAAUAGAUUUUAUUCUCUAUGGAAUGAACAGAACCGCAUCAGAUGCCUUUGUAUUAUUAAGUUUUAUUAAACUGUAACAAACAUGUUGAAUUUUAUUUUUGGUCAGAUUGGUGAGGUCACAAUGUUUCAAGCCGGAGCGAGACUAAACUUGAGGUUUUUAAUUAAAUUUGAAACACAUUGUAUGUAUUUGAGCUUCACUUAGCAGUGUUAAAGACUAUAAUUUUCACCUGCAUCUGCUGAAAUGUGAUAGCUAAUCUCUCACAUUUUACAGUGGGUAUGGAAUAAAAUUUUCACAAUGUC
Molecule: messenger RNA, 4260 nt
Organism: Platichthys flesus (European flounder)
Lineage: Eukaryota; Metazoa; Chordata; Actinopteri; Pleuronectiformes; Pleuronectidae
Gene: mvb12ba
Product: multivesicular body subunit 12Ba
Exons: 12
Coding region: 348-1274 (308 amino acids)
Biological process (GO): regulation of epidermal growth factor receptor signaling pathway; viral budding; virus maturation
Cellular component (GO): late endosome; ESCRT I complex
Source: RefSeq, a predicted model, not a curated record